This is a messenger RNA of Juglans microcarpa x Juglans regia, 1052 nucleotides long. RefSeq names its product MRN complex-interacting protein. The transcript is spliced from 4 exons. Lineage: Eukaryota; Viridiplantae; Streptophyta; Magnoliopsida; Fagales; Juglandaceae. Gene Ontology annotation, biological process: mitotic G2 DNA damage checkpoint signaling. The record is from RefSeq and is a predicted model, not a curated record. The coding region runs from base 116 to 985 and encodes 289 amino acids. Gene Ontology annotation, cellular component: nucleus. Gene Ontology annotation, molecular function: chromatin binding.
CACCCUCGAUUUCAAAUCCUCAAGAUUUGGCGGCAAAAUCCAAAAAACCCUCUGCAGAUUACAAACGCAAACCAGAGAGAGAGAGAGAGCGAGAGAGCGCACAUCUAGGCCAGCAAUGUCGACGAUCUUCAUUGCGGUUCAAUGCUGCCAAUGCUCCACAAUGCAGGUGAAGCAGCAGCACAAGAAGAAGAGCAAGAUCGUUAACAAGUGGACGUGCGUGGUGUGCAACCAGAGGCAGUCCAUCCGGAAGGUGUUCGCCCAGGGCUUCAUGGCCAAGGACCUUCGCCACUUCGUCCAGACCUUCAACAUGUCCCGCAAGUCCUCCGAUCACCAACCAACUAACCUCCACGGAACUCCUCUUCCGGAAUCGCAACAAGUCGAAGAAGAAGAUAUUACCAACGACGGGUCUCCGUGCCGUCACAGGAAGAGACGAAGCGAUUGGAGCGAGUAUCUUGACUCGGAGCGCGACGAUCGCAUCAAAGGAGAAUUAGAAGCAACAGAAGAAGAAUUAGGUGGUGGUUUUGAGCCAAAGAUCGUGACAGAGUUGCCGGAGGGAAUGUUCAAGAAACCAAAAUUGAAGAACUCCUUUGCAGUGGUUGAUGCUGGAGAAGGAGAAAGCGAUGUCCUUUACAAGCCGGUUUUCUCGAAGAGAAAUUCCAGCAGCAAAAGAUUUAUCUCCCAAGACAAAGAGCUGAGUUGUCGGCCAUGGAUGACUGCCAGUAGCUCUUCUAAGGGGAAUGAGUACAUGAGACAGGAUGAAGACAAGCCAAGGAGAAAGGUUCAGCUGCCGAUGGCAACUGCUGCGCGAGUUUCCAAAUGGAACGACUACAUGACAACUCACGAUGACACCGAAUUGGAACUCGCCAGUGGUACAAAUAUAGAAGAACAUCAUGGAGAUCAAUGGAGCGAUGAUAUCUUGGAGUUGGAGACCAUAACCCAUGAUCAAAGAGUAGAAGAUGAUGUCCACCCUGAUUUCAUGUGCUGAAGCUCUGUUUAAUCGCCCAUCUUGUGCUUCUUCCUCCAUUGUAUCUACCCCUUUCUAGAUGAACAAC